UUUUGUUCUAACUGUAUUAUAAAUUCAAUACAAAUCAUAUUAAUAUUGAGAAUAGCAUUAAUAAGUGCUAAUAAUUGUAUUAGUUUGCAAUGCAGAAGGAUGGGAACAGUGGUCAACAGAUAAAUUCCGAAAGAAAUUUAUUCAAAAUUUUCUGUUGGAGCUGGACAUGAACGGCCGAAAUUGUUCAGUGAAAGAGACGAUACUAUUGCUAUUAAUACUUUUGGAUCCCAUAUUAUCUGAAAAUCGAGUUAAACGGCUAUCAACGCCUGACUUCUUUAAGAAUCAAACACUACAGAUGGCCAAAUAUGUGAUAUCGAUACGUUCACGGAUACCGGAAAAAUAUUAUGGCGAUAAUCAUUAUUGUGGCGGUGCGAUAGUUGCACCCAGAUUCGUCUUGACAGCUGCACAUUGCGUCAUGGAUAAGAGCAAAUUUAAAUAUCCAAGUCGUACGAUCAUGGUGGUAGCCGGCGCACCAAACCGUCUGAAGUUCAUCGACAACAAAUCUGUGAAUUUGCCAGUUAAACAGAUAUAUGUACCAAUCAAUUUCACCAGCCAAAACACGAACAAUAUUGCCCUGCUUAAAUUAACCGAAGCAUGGCCCACGACAAAUCCAGGCGUUGCCAUUAUAUCGAUGCCCAGAAAGAAUCCCACUGUCAACGCAAGCUAUUAUGUAUUGGGCUGGGGUCGUAUGUAUAAGGGUGGACCAUUAUCAUCGAUUAUUUUGCAAAUCAAUGUGACCAUACUUGAUACGUCCACCUGCAAAUCGAUGCUUAGAACCUUCAAGGAGGAAAUGCUAUGCGGCAUGAAUGAGGACCCCGCCAUCCAUCAGAGUCCCUGUCAGGGUGACGAAGGUGCCCCACUGAUACGAAAUAAUGUCGUCUAUGGUAUUGCCAGCUAUCGUUUGGGCUGUACCAGACCCACACUACCAUCGGUCUAUACGAAUGUCUAUUAUCAUAAAGACUGGAUCAACAGUAUAAUAAAUUCUGCAUCCUGGCAAUGCAUUCCAAAUAUCGUCCUGCUUUCACUGUCUGUGUCUGUGUUAGUAUUUUAAAUUUAUGUAGUCACUGUAAAUAUACUG
This is a messenger RNA of Drosophila navojoa, 1078 nucleotides long. Its product is annotated as chymotrypsin-2. The record is from RefSeq and is a predicted model, not a curated record. Gene Ontology annotation, biological process: proteolysis. NCBI's taxonomy places the organism in Eukaryota, Metazoa, Arthropoda, Insecta, Diptera, Drosophilidae. Gene Ontology annotation, molecular function: serine-type endopeptidase activity.